GCUGACAGAAAAUGAAUAAGUUAAAACAAUAAAUAAUAGAAUGCAGUACUCACAAGGAAUCGACCCGGGACAAACGACAAGCACAACAACGCACAUACCAUCAAGCCAACAUGCCUAAUAUAUAUACGUACUAAAUUUCAUUUCAAAAUCCAGGGCGGCGUGGGCCCCCCUGAUCCCUCGAUAGUUCCGCCCCUGUUUGUAUGUGAAUCCGGCCGCGGACAGAUAGCAAUAUACGACGGUUUGUAUGCUCGGUGGUCUAAUAUUCUUAAUUUCUAAUCGGCACCCAACAAUGUAUUUUCUUCUUUCAAUUUCAACAGCCGCUACAAUCUUCACGGUUUUCCUAUUUCUCUACUCAUGUUUGAGGAUCCUCAAAACCAAACCAACCAACAGACUCCCACCGAAAGCAGGGGGUGCUUGGCCUGUGAUUGGGCACCUCCGCCUUCUUGGUGGGCCACAACCGCCGUACAAAACUUUAGGCGACAUGGCUGACAAAUACGGCCCGAUCUUCACAAUCAAUUUGGGCGUCGAUCGUGCUUUGGUGGUAAGUAACUCCGAUGUUGCCAAGGAGUGCCUAACAACCCAUGACAAAGUCUUAGCAAACCGUCCAAAGAGUCUAGCCACUGAGCACUUGGGCUACAACCAGGCCAUGUUCGGUUUCAGCCCUUACGGCCCUUACUGGCGUCAAAUGCGCAAGAUUACCACAUCUGAGAUCCUCUCUAGUCACCGGCUCGAGAUGCUAAAGCACGUAAGAGAAUCCGAGAUCAAGAGUUCCAUAAAAGAUUUGUACCAACUAUGGACCCAAGCUCAAAGCGCCUUGAACCAAGUUCUGGUGGAUCUGAAGAAAUGGUCCGGAGACAUAACUGCGAAUGUGAUGUUUAGGGUAAUUGUGGGCAAGCGAUCUGUGAGUGAGGAGGGUCAAGAGGAUGUCAGAUGGAAACAGGUGUUGAGGGAUUUUAUUGGGUUGUUAGGGAAAUUUGUUGUGGCUGAUGCGCUGCCAUUUUUGAGGUGGUUGGAUCUGGGAGGUGAUGAGGCGGCCAUGAAAAAGACAGCCAAAGAAUUGGAUGGUUAUGUCGAGGAGUGGCUGGAAGAGCACAAGAAGAAGAGACUAAGUUCUGGUAAUCAGAUUGUAGAGGAAGACUUCAUGGACGUCAUGCUCUCCAUUCUUGAUGGCAGUCAACCUGAAGAGCUCACUGUUUAUAGUGCUGAUACUGUUAAUAAAGCGAUAAGCCUGGGUCUUAUUGUGGCAGGGUCAGACACUACUAUGGUUACUCUGGUAUGGGCCCUAUCAUUACUACUCAACAACCGUCAUGUCCUGAAUAAGGCUCAAGGAGAGUUAGAUGUCCACAUCGGAAGAGAAAGGUUAGCGAAAGAAUCGGACGUGAAAUCUUUGGUCUACAUAGAAGCCAUCGUAAAGGAAACAUUAAGAUUAUAUCCUGCCACACCAUUUUCGUUGCCACACGAAUCCAUGGAAGAUUGCGAUGUGAGCGGAUACCAUGUCCCAUCUGGGACUCGGAUUCUUUUCAAUCUCUGGAAAAUUCAGCGUGAUCCAAGCAUAUGGGAGGAUCCUUGCGAGUUUCGGCCAGAAAGAUUUCUCACAACUCACAAACACGUUGAUGUUAAGGGCCAGAACUUUGAGCUUAUACCAUUUGGAGCUGGGAGAAGAAUUUGCCCUGGAGUGUUGUUUUCUCUUCAAAUCUUGCAGCUCGCACUCACUAAUCUGCUUCAUGGGUUUGAUUUUUCAACACCAAAUGGUGAACCGAUUGAUAUGACGGAGAGCAUUGGAUUGACAAAUCUCAAAGCAACACCACUUGAAGUGCUUCUCAGUCCACGUCUCCCACCUCAUUUAUACGGAUAACACAAUCACCUAAGGUUUAUUGCAUUGUAUAAUUUACUGCAUCACAUGAGUAUGUAUGUUAUUCAGUAAUUAGUACUUUUUAUGUGAAUAUGAAGCACUAAGGCUGCGUUUGUCGCGCUAAA
Molecule: messenger RNA, 1977 nt
Organism: Tripterygium wilfordii
Lineage: Eukaryota; Viridiplantae; Streptophyta; Magnoliopsida; Celastrales; Celastraceae
Product: cytochrome P450 CYP82D47-like
Exons: 2
Coding region: 245-1855 (536 amino acids)
Biological process (GO): defense response to other organism
Molecular function (GO): monooxygenase activity; iron ion binding; oxidoreductase activity, acting on paired donors, with incorporation or reduction of molecular oxygen
Source: RefSeq, a predicted model, not a curated record